GGUUAAACCUACUUUGCUGAGUCUGAGGAAAAGCGGAACCUUGCCUGCUGUUGUAUAUUGUCAGCUAAGCACAAGCUAGACAUGUUGUUAGCCAUCUUAGUAAACGCGUUUAAACAACAUUGCCUCAACGACAGGUAUCACCCAUGUGUGAUGUUUAAGUAGUACCAUUUGCACGGACGCAUCAUCUGAUAAAAUGAAAACGGAGCCAAAUUCGAGUUGGGCCUAACCCUUCCAACCCGUGGGAGAGAGCAGCAGUGCCUUCUUCCUUCUCCCCCACCGUCAACCCCUCUUCCCUGACACCAACCCCCCCACACACACACACCCCGGACCUGCGUGCCACUUCCGUAACCAUGACAACGGGGGAAUGCUGUCACCUGCCCGGCUCCCUGUGCGACUGCGCCGGGCAGGCCGCCCUGUCCAAGGGCGUGGAGGAGGUGUGCGGCGACGGCCAGGCCGCCCAGUACUUCACACAGGUCACCGCCAAAGAUGGCCGUCUGCCGUCCACCGUCCUCAAACCUCCGGUCUCACAGAGCGACGGCCCCAUCUGCCGCAUCUGCCACGAGUGCGGCGCCGGCGAGAGCCUCCUGUCCCCCUGUGACUGCACGGGCACCCUGGGCGCCGUGCACAAGAGCUGCCUGGAGCGCUGGCUCUCCGCCUCCAACACCAGCUACUGCGAGCUCUGCCACACGGAGUUCACCAUCGAGCGCCGGCCCCGCCCCCUCACAGAGUGGCUGCGGGACCCCGGCCCCCGGAACGAGAAGAGGACCCUGUUCUGUGACAUGGUGUGCUUCCUCUUCAUCACACCCCUGGCGGCCAUCUCGGGCUGGCUGUGCCUGAGGGGCGCUCAGGACCACCUUCAGCUGGAGAGCCGGCUGGAGGCGGUGGGCCUCAUCGCCCUCACCAUCGCCCUCUUCACCAUCUACAUCCUCUGGACUCUCGUGUCCUUCCGCUACCACUGCCAGCUUUACUCUGAAUGGAGGAGAACCAAUCAGAGAGUACGACUGCUGCUCCCCGACGCCAAGGGCUCCCACACUACCCAGCAUUCCCUGGUGUCGACCAAACUAUUGAAGUCUGCAGACGAGAGCAUCGUGUGAGAUUGAGUGGAGAGAGCGCAGGUAAUGUCGCUAUGGUAACGCCUGAGGCUUUUGAGAGAGAAAUCCCCGAUGGACUUUUAACAAAAAGCACUCGUGGAUACGUGUAAUACUAUUUCAUCGAUUCAUCGAUUCCAUCAGCACUUUUUUUUUUUGUACAUGCUGUUUUUCAUUGAGUUCAUUGUUGCCCGCAACACUUUCUCUGUCAAACUCUCUGGCCCUUUACUACAGCGUUUGCUGAGGCACUGAAUAAUGCUCACCAACACUUACAGGACUUGCAAACACAAAGAGCCUAGGGCCUGUCUAAUCUAAUUAUUUUCAGUAAUCAACCAUCAAAAAGAUUUCCUUAAAUAUAUGAUGUUUAAAGUUUGUGAUUUGGCCCUUCAUUAGACUACACAGGAAAAAACCCGGCCACACCAAAACGUCUCUGAUUCAUUCUGAGGGAUAAAACCUUGGUACUUCCCUAAAUCUCAUCGGAAUAUGUCAAUCCCUUUUCUUUGGGAUGAGACUAUAAAUUCAUGUCCAGGCCUCAGAAGGCGUUUCUGAGGCCAGACAAUAAAGCACUGAGCUGGACGGUUCUCAACGUGAUGUCCUGUUGAAGAGGCGCUUCUGAGGCCAGACAAUAAAGCACUGAGCUGGAUGGUUCUCAACGUGAUGUCCUGUUGAAGAGGCGCUUCUAGGCACGGCCUCUCACCCCUACUCACUGGUUUCCGCUAUUAUCUAGUCGUUUUCUAUUUUAUUUAUUAUUUUAUACCAACUAGGGCUGAGAGGAGAAUCCUUCUUGAGCAUUUAUUAUGCUUGCGCGGGCCACCAAAGUGCCACAGCUGUGACACGUUGGUGUCAAAGUGUUUUGAUGUGCUUUCACAGUACUAACAGAGGAAUUAUACACAUUUGACAAGACUGUUGAUUAGCUCCUAUUACGUGUGGCAGCAGUUGCUCAUUGUGUAAAGUGGUUUAUAUUUCUAUGUAAGGGACUUGAUCAAUCCCAACCAGCUCUGUCUGAUUCCAGCACAUAGCCUUCAUCUAUCCAGUCAUUGGAUAUUGUGUUGUAAAAAAAAAAAAAGAAGAGAUUUUAUAUUAAUUUGCUGCAGUCUGGUGCUAUUUCUCAUUUCUCGAGAACCAGCGGCUUUUGUUUCUGUUGUAGUACUUUCCAUGUGUUGGAUGGAUUUAAAUUCAUUGGUGACCCUCUGUUGGUGUUUAAGCGUUUAAGUUCUUCCUAAUGUGCCGUUCUUCACUUGAUGUCAUGUUUAUUGUAGUGGUUCAUUCUCAUGAGUGUGUCUAUUAUGUCCCCCGUAGUUUCCAAAGGAACUCGUGUCCAUGAUGCAGCCAGGCCAAACAUUGAGGUUUAUGCACACUGUUCUUAUGUGGUAUUCUUUAUGUAUAUAAAUAAUAUUUUCUGUUUUUUAUUGUAAUCAUGCUUGAACAACAUUUUGCUAAUUUGUAGAUAAGUGAGUCUGACAAUUCCAUUUGUGGAAGAGGUUUGCUGUGGUUACUGCCACCUACAAAUGUAUACUUAUGCAACAAUCGUAUAGUAACUAAAUGGGAGAGGCUUCUUAAUGCAAUUAAUGAGUUAAAAUAACAAAUCAAUGUUUUGAGAAAAGAGAAGAGGUAUUUGGAGAAAUGUCUUGACUGUCAGCAAACAAGUGAUUGCUUAUCCCCUCUCCUUUGCUUUAUAGUGUUGAUGGUCACUUUAAACUUUUUAAAUUAUUAAAUCAAUACGGUACAAGGGAAUUGGGUAUGAGUGAUAAUAUAUUAAUAAUGCGAUUUUAAAUAGGUAUAACCCCAAAGCACAACUCCCUGUUGCACAAACACGGAAACCCAUCCGUAGAUUGAUUCCUGUGUUUGGCCAACGAGGUGAAUGUUGUUGUCAUUCAGAGACGCCCCCAGCGGGGUUCUGUCUGCGUGGUUGGUCUGAGUCAAUCAGCUAUGAGUUUACUGUGAUCAGCCACUGGUUAGGGACGCAUCCUAUUAGGACCUUGCAUUGCGACAAUACCUGCAUCUAUAAAAAGUGCUGUUUGCAGAUUCUCUAUACGGGUUAGCCUAUACGACACUUGAACGUAAAGAUUGUAUAGAGGGCAUCUACUUAUUGUACAACAAGGAGCAGAACACCAAGUUGCUCACACAAGAGAGCUAAACUAAGUCUCUCGUCUGCAGUGGGCUGUGUAUACAGGUUGUCUGCAAUAUAUGCAAACUACCAUCUCUCAAGGGGCCGUAGACCUGCUUUCUCAUUUCUAUUUCUAUUGCAAUUGGAAAAAAAUAGUCAUGGGUUGUAUUCUGUCCAAAGAACCGUUGAGUCAUGUUUUUUUUAAACACAGUGUGUGGCACUCGGACUCCAACGCUGUGGAGAUAACCAGUAGGAGCAUCCUUUGAAUUUCCAACUAAGAAAUCGGGAUUUCAAAUUAUAAUUUUGUCCAUCACAGGGAACAUGUUUUUUUGUGUGUGAUAUUUGAAUUUGAAUAUUUGUACAUCUGUUUUUAUGGGGGCGGGGGAGUUAUCAAUGUAUCCAUUUGUAAUUUAUGUUUGAAAUUAUUCAUGUUAAUAAGUAUUAUGAUGUGCAGUUAAGAGGGAGUUAAGUCUUCACUAAACUACUGUUAUUUGCAAUUCAACAGAGACAUGUUUGCAACGCAAAUAAAAGACAAUGCUUCAUAA
Molecule: messenger RNA, 3740 nt
Organism: Gadus macrocephalus (Pacific cod)
Lineage: Eukaryota; Metazoa; Chordata; Actinopteri; Gadiformes; Gadidae
Gene: marchf2
Product: membrane-associated ring finger (C3HC4) 2
Exons: 5
Coding region: 351-1094 (247 amino acids)
Biological process (GO): protein ubiquitination
Molecular function (GO): ubiquitin-protein transferase activity; zinc ion binding
Source: RefSeq, a predicted model, not a curated record